AUGUCAGUUUGCUUAAAUUUUUUAAAAGGCUAUCUAGUCUUGGGAUGUAUAUUUAACAUUGGUUUAGGCAUAGGUGCCUUUGUUGCAGCUGCUUAUCUAAACAAUCUUAACCAAUCAUUUUUAGUAAAUGGUGGAGUUUCUGCAGGUAAAAAGUAUGGAGUAAUUGGACUGUUUGCGCUAGGAGGUGUUUGCUGUUUAAUAGGUCUACUAGGCAUAAUAGCGUUCUGGAAAAGAAUAAAAUGCUUCUAGUUUUUGUUUAUAUUAUUUAAUACCCUAUUUUUAGUAAUAUUUGCUGCAGUUUUGGCUGGAUUAAUAUACUCUUAACCAUUUUUAAACAAGCUUAAAAACUAAAGCUGUGAUUAAAUAACAGAAUUAAAAGAGGCUGAUGAUUUAUUUACACGAUAAAUGAAACCAUAUUUUUGUAAGUUAUAAACAAGCUCAGUUUGCCCUUGUUAUGUAACUGAUAAAAGUAAAUGGAGCUCAGUAGAUACUUCUUAAAUAGUAUUCUAACCUUCUUCUUCAAGCAAAGAUGUAAAAGCAGUAACUGAGUGCUCAUAUGUAUCAAACUAAAUAUAAAAUAGUUAAACUGAAAUUGAUCUCCUAAAAGCAGUAGAAGAAUAAUUUAACUGCACAGGAAUUUGCUCAAGCGAUGUCAUUUAUUAUUUUUCUGAUAUUAAUCGCGGUCCUCCAAGCUCUACUAGUGGUUGUUAUAAACCUUUAAAAGAUUUAUUACUUAAGAUAAUAGGAGGAGUUUUUAUUUUUGUGGUGAUAUCAACAGUAUUCUCUUUUUUGAAUGUCUUAUUCGGAUUUGUUAAUUGUUGUUGUGCAAAAUACGAUACUCCCCAAAACUAAAACUAAGACUAAAAUGCAUAAAAUUAACAAGACAUAAGUAGUAUCUAAAUGUCUGUACGUAAACCUUUAAAUCCUUAACCAUAGGCAUAACAAUCAGGAUAUAACUUACAAAACAUAGCUGCCCAUAUUCCUAUUAACUAACAAAAUAUCAAUGCUGUUCAAAAAAAUGUAGGUAGUGCUUUCAACUAGCUCAAUCACUACUUACCUUAAAUUUCUCAUAACAAAUAAAAUAAAUUAUUUUGA
Molecule: messenger RNA, 1095 nt
Organism: Tetrahymena thermophila SB210
Lineage: Eukaryota; Ciliophora; Oligohymenophorea; Hymenostomatida; Tetrahymenidae
Product: tetraspanin family protein
Exons: 2
Cellular component (GO): membrane
Source: RefSeq, a predicted model, not a curated record